This is a messenger RNA of Eucalyptus grandis, 915 nucleotides long. Its product is annotated as U-box domain-containing protein 39. Gene Ontology annotation, cellular component: nucleus; cytoplasm. Bases 1 to 915 code for a protein of 304 amino acids. NCBI's taxonomy places the organism in Eukaryota, Viridiplantae, Streptophyta, Magnoliopsida, Myrtales, Myrtaceae. The record is from RefSeq and is a predicted model, not a curated record. The transcript has a single exon. Gene Ontology annotation, molecular function: protein binding.
AUGUCCACUGCUCGGACUCGCGACACCAUCUCCGAAUGCAUCUCCCAAGCCCAGUCGGGCUCCAACGAAGCAAAGGAAAGAGCCCUUCAGACGCUCGCCAAGAUCACCAAAGUCAGCCCUCUAAACCGGAGCCUGCUUGCUCAAGCAGAUGGAGCGAUCCCUGCUUUCCUCAGGCUCACUGAGUCCGACUCUCCCGUUGUUCGAGCCCUGUCGCUCUCCAUCCUCUUCAACCUCUCCCUCAACCCGGACCUCAAGCGGCCCCUGGCAGACAUGGAGACCAUCAACCGUCUCAACUCCAUCAUCCUAUCUCCUAGCUCCCCUGAAUCCAGCAGGCUAGCAGCCUCCCUCGUUUGCAGCCUCGCCAUGCUCGACAAGAACAAGGCCAAGUUUGGGGUCGCAGGGACCGUCCAAGCAUUAAUCAAGGCGAUCUCUGGCCCAAACAGCGCGGCCUCACACCACUUGCUGAGCUCACUGGCUGAGCUCGUGCAGUUCCACGGCAAUUGCACCCUGGCCGUCCGAUCGGGCGCGGUACCAAUGCUUCUCGGGUUGCUGGCCAGCACUGAUGGCGAGGACUUGGUCGGGACCUCCUUGGCCAUUUUGGGCCUGCUAGCCCGGUUCAAUGAAGGACUGAAUGCUUUGAUACGGACGGACAAGAUCGUCGUCUCGAUGAUGGACGUGCUGAAAGGGAGGUGUAUGCUGAGCAAGGAAGGCGCAGCCGAGAUCCUUGUCCGGCUCUUCGACGAGAGUGAGGGUUGCACUCGAGAGGCUCUGAGAUUGCCGGAGUUCUCAACCGUUUUGGCCGAUCUUUCGGUCCGAGGGUCGGCGAGGGCGCGGGAGAAGGCCAGCUUCUUGAUGAGGAGGUGGAUGGAGGGUGACACUUAUGCUGAUGGGAACCAGUUACUCCUCCAAUGGUAG